CGCACAGUACCAUUAUCGCACUCCCAGUACGCUGUUCGGUUUUUUAAGUUCAGUUCUGUUCCGUACUUUUCCACGACCACCGAUGAAGUUAUACGCCUUAGAAGGCCAAGGCUCGAAUAUGUCCGACGGCGUCAGUAUUUUGCACAUAAAGCAGGAAGUGGACACUUCAUCAGCGGGCGGCAGUGCCUCCUGCUUCAGUCCCAGCUCCAAGUCGACGGUCACACAGGGUGGCACCAACGGCAUGAAGUCCUCACCCUCGGUCUCACCCGAGAGACAGCUCUGCAGCUCGACGACCUCCCUAUCCUGCGAUCUGCACAACGUGUCCCUCAGCAACGACGGUGAUAGUCUUAAAGGCGGCGGAGCCGGCAGCGGCACCGUCGGGGGAGGAGGAGGUGGCGGUACCAGUGGAGGAAAUGCCAGCAAUGCGAGUGCCGGAACAGGAUCCGGAUCCGUGAGGGAUGAGCUCCGCCGGUUGUGUCUGGUUUGCGGGGAUGUGGCCAGUGGAUUUCACUAUGGCGUUGCCAGCUGCGAGGCCUGCAAAGCAUUCUUCAAACGCACCAUCCAGGGCAACAUCGAGUACACCUGCCCGGCAAACAACGAGUGCGAGAUUAACAAGCGGAGACGCAAGGCCUGUCAGGCGUGUCGCUUCCAAAAGUGCCUGCUAAUGGGCAUGCUUAAGGAGGGCGUGCGUUUGGAUCGAGUGCGUGGAGGGCGGCAGAAGUACCGUCGCAAUCCGGUCUCCAACUCAUACCAAACCAUGCAGCUACUUUACCAAUCCAACACCACAUCGCUGUGCGAUGUGAAAAUUCUGGAGGUGCUCAACUCUUACGAACCAGAUGCUUUGAGCGUACAAACGCCGCCACCGCAAGUACACACAACUACAAUUGCGAAUGAUGAGGCCUCCUCCUCCUCGGGCAGCAUUAAGCUAGAGUCCAGCGUCGGAGUCACGCCCAAUGGCACUUGCAUUUUCCAGAACAACAAUAACAAUGACCCGAAUGAGAUAUUGAGCGUGUUAAGCGAUAUUUACGAUAAGGAGCUGGUCAGCGUGAUUGGCUGGGCCAAACAAAUACCCGGCUUUAUAGAGCUUCCCCUUAACGACCAGAUGAAGCUGCUCCAGGUGUCUUGGGCGGAGAUCCUAACCCUCCAGCUGACCUUCCGCUCCCUACCGUUCAAUGGCAAACUGUGCUUCGCCACCGAUGUCUGGAUGGAUGAGCUCUUGGCCAAGGAGUGCGGUUACACGGAGUUCUACUACCACUGCGUGCAGAUUGCGCAACGCAUGGAGAGGAUUUCGCCACGGAGGGAGGAGUACUACUUGCUAAAGGCGCUGUUGCUGGCCAACUGCGACAUCCUGCUGGAUGAUCAGAGUUCGCUGCGCGCCUUUCGCGAUACGAUUCUCAAUUCCCUCAACGACGUUGUCUACUUGCUGCGCCAUUCUUCGGCAGUUUCGCACCAGCAACAGUUGCUCCUGCUGCUGCCUUCGCUGCGGCAAGCGGACGACAUCCUGCGAAGAUUCUGGCGAGGAAUCGCACGCGAUGAGGUUAUUACCAUGAAGAAACUAUUUCUCGAGAUGCUCGAGCCGCUGGCCAGGUGAAACAAAAAACAAUGCGGGCGGCCAAUCUAGUAGAUCUAGCUGAUUAGCAAAGGUGCAAAUAUAAACUUAAGUUGGACGUAUACUGGCGUAGAUUAAGCGUAGGAUAAGCCAUGUACAUAGAUAGUAAAAUACUUGUCGGGUUAGAUUAGUUCGCAGAGAAAAAAACCUCUUUUUAAUGGGCUACCAACUACA
Messenger RNA from Drosophila elegans, 1783 nucleotides. RefSeq names its product steroid hormone receptor ERR2 (gene ERR). Gene Ontology annotation, cellular component: nucleus. The record is from RefSeq and is a predicted model, not a curated record. Gene Ontology annotation, molecular function: steroid binding; zinc ion binding; DNA-binding transcription factor activity. NCBI's taxonomy places the organism in Eukaryota, Metazoa, Arthropoda, Insecta, Diptera, Drosophilidae. Gene Ontology annotation, biological process: regulation of DNA-templated transcription.